This is a messenger RNA of Xyrichtys novacula (pearly razorfish), 5487 nucleotides long. The record is from the annotation of a GenBank genome assembly. NCBI's taxonomy places the organism in Eukaryota, Metazoa, Chordata, Actinopteri, Labriformes, Labridae.
CACCCCUUCAGCUACUUUUGUAUGUGUGGUAGGAAAAAUGGAAAAUGUACGUCAGUGUAGAACAGCGUUGGCUACAAACAAAUGGACUUCAUUGGCUCCAUCUGGAAAAUAGUGGUUAGAAUAAGAGGGGGCACGGCAUGAAAGACCGCACUGAAAGUCAGCAGAAUAAUUGUAAGAUGAGUUUAAAAAGAAACGAAAAUAAAAGGUUUUCAAUGUGAGAGAGCAGCAAAUGGAUCAAACCAAAACCAAAAGACAAGAACUUGAUAUUGUGCUCACAAUUUCAUGCAAAAACUGUAAGGUUGGGGUGGGGGGUUCUUUAACCACUGUGGAAGGAAGAGGAAGUGGUACAUGGUGAGAGUAUAUCCUAUCUUUAUUACUCAAAGCAAGCAGCAUUAUACAUUUGGUCGAGAAGCAUGUUACACAUGUCUGAGAUGAACGAUGUCUCAAUCCGUACAAGAAGGGGAUGGUGGAUACAACUGAUGUUUCUCAGCCUUACGGUCUCAGGUAACAUUUGUAUGGAUGUGAUUUUUUUUAUAUACUUGUGUUUUUCUGUAUUUUUUUAACUGUGUUUGUAAUGGCUUGUAUAUUCUCAGUAUGAUCUGAUGUGUUCAUUCUGUCUUUUAACAGUGUGCUUAGUAUUAGUAAUGAAUAUUCAGCUGGCUAACUUGACAAAGCUAUUUCUUUGAACCAAUCUAAAAGACAAGUGAUCCAUUGUGGCAAGUUUUUUUUUUCUUGAACAGUGAUUUUGACACUGAGGUGUGUGGAAACCCUUUAUAGAAUUUAGAACAACCAUCAUGGGGUUACAUAUAGACACCUCUGAAUUUAUGUUCGAUCUGAAACUGUUCAAUGAGUUUUUGAUAUGGUCCAUGAUAUAUCACAAGAGGGUGACUCCUCAAGAUGAUCUUCAGAUUUGUGGAUGAAAAUAUAGCUUUACAAAUAGUGUUUCAGUCAAACAAAAUUUAGAAAGUAGAUUAUUUCUCCUUUUUAUUACUGUGGCAAAAAAAAAUCUACUGUAAACUGAUUUGUGUAGUUGAGAAAGCUGGACAGCCGGCAGGCCAGCGAUCCAGAGAAAUCUACAGCGUGGUUGAGCUCAGGGACUCCCAGAAAAGACUGUGGUUGCAGACUUUAAUGGGACACGAUGAGUUAAAGUUAAAGUUAAUGACACAGAAAGAGAGAGGGUAGAGGAGGAGAGAAGGGAGCUCAAUUUCCCGGACCCCCAGCAGUCUAAACCUAAAACAGCGAAACUAAGAGCUGGCCCGAGCCUGAACAAGCUCUUACUAUGAACUUUAUCAAAAAGGAAACGCUUUUGUUCAAUUGUAUCCUCAGUGUUGUUGUUAGGGGAGACCGGGGCUUGUUGUCACAUUGCAAUUAUCUUUGCCACCAGAGGGCGCAACUAAAAAGUGGAAUACAAGUUUUCUUCCUUUACAUGGUCAGGGGUCGUGUCCUGUCUGAGAAGAGAAGAGCACAUUGUGAGCUGAGAUGAGCGCCAGUUAACCGUUUUGCACAACCCAAAGUAAAAACAAAUAACUUCAUAUAUUUUAAAAUGAGCUUCUUUCAGAUAAAAAUCCUAGCAGUGAUACAUGUGGACUUGUAAGAGGAGAGAUUAAGGCAUCAUGUCAUACCUCAGUCAUUGUUCUGUUUUAAGAUGUUUUUAAGCUAGAGCUCUAAUCAGCAAACAUGGUAAUUUGGGGCAACAUGUCUCAGUCAUUUUGGGGUUAGUUGUCACAUGUUUAAAAGGGAUUAAAAUUAACAUAGAGAGUCUGUUUAUCAGCAGUUGUCGUAAUGAGAUUUUGGCUUUAUUUUUAAAGGAAAAAAGAAUGGUUUAAAGGAGACGAGAAAGCAAAAAGACAUGAAACAUGGCAGUGCAGUACCUGACGUGAUGCUGAGGGUGGUCAGACAGGUGAUCCUAGCUAAUAAAUCAAUCUGGAGGACAAAAAAGGACUUUAAUGUCAACUACCAUACCUUAGCUCGGUACUGCGAAACAUUCACCCCAGCCGAAAUACAGAGUCAGACAGAUCUCCAAGCCCCAGAGCAUGUUGCAUAAUAUUUUAUGUUAACGUUUGUUCAACGACUUUUUCUUUAGCUCAAUGAUAAACAUUUUCUGUGCCUGACUUUGAUGUUCACUUUUAUGUAAAAAAAAUGAAAACAGUAAAAAUAAUUUUGUCCUCGUUUUAUUAUCUGCAAAAUCCACUGUGACAUCUUACCCCAUAUAGUGAGACAACUUACCCAAUGGUGGGGCAACAUGUCUCAUGUUCACACUCUCUAUUUGAUUUCUUAUAACUCUGCACUGACACAUGAUAUGAAAAUGACAUGAAUAUGAAAUAUCUACCUGAGACUUCAGUCUUUCAUCUGGUACACAUUUUGUUUAUAUAUGAUGCAUUGAUUUCAAGAUAUAUGUUAAGAGUGUAAAAAGUGCAACAACAAGCCCCGGUCUCCCCUAUGUGACGACUUUUCCUGUCAGGUUGACCGUAAAUUCUCGGCUACUACACACCAACGUGACCAAUGUGCUGGAAAGUGGAACUUCCAAACCUGAAACCGUCUUUGAUACAGAUCCUUUUACUGAAUUUAAAACACAAAAACAAUCACUGAAGCUGUCAGAAAAAUCCCCAACACAGAAACAUGUUUUAAUUUUAUUCUCAUUUCUUCUUUGGGUUUUUGCUUCUUUAAAGGUUGCGGAGUGUGAAACUCUCAGGUUUUGUUUUAUUUCCUCAAAAAGCUACAAACAAUGAGGGCCUUUUUCAAAUCCUUGUGACCACACAUUCCCUGCAACAUCUGUGGAAACAAGAAAAACAAUCUGCAUCGUAGUAUCUAUGAUUUAUGAUAAGCUGUGUGGACCGAUACAAAAUAGUUAGCUUCCCUCCAAACUACAAAUUCCUACAAUUUAAACAUCACUCAUGAUGAUAAACCCAGAGUAUGCAGUAUAAAUAUUGUCUGAAUUAUGUUUUCAAAGCAGCACAGGCAGUGGUGGGGUAUUUCUUUAUAAGAUCAGGUGACAGGAAAUGAAAUUGGUUAACCGCCAUCAUGCCAUUCUUCACUGAUAUAUGUUUUGUUUUUUUCAGGCGUUUGCUCCCUCGUCACAGUAGACCAGCCUCCUGUGUUAACCUCUGCUCUGGGCCGUGCAGUUAUGCUGCAGUGCCAGCUUCUUUUGUCCCCUGGUGAGAAGAUGAAGUCCUCACCGAUUCUGUACUGGGAGCGCAUGAACGCCGCCAGUACAAGGCUGUGGCCUGACUCUGACGAGUACAGGAGCCGUGUAGCACUACUAGACAGUAACCCAAACUCUUCCAAUAAGUCUAUGAUGCUGAAGGAUGUCCAGUGGGCUGACAGCGGGAAGUACCGGUGCAAACUCUCCAUCCACACAGAGACGAGAAGCAGGAAGCUGGGGAAUGGAUCUUUACUGGUGGUUUAUGGUAAAUACAAAGUUUGAGAUGUUUUGUUUUCAGGAAUUAACUUUUGGUAACAGCUCAAAUAUCUAUCUUUCUUUCUCUUUAGACACCAUGAGCUUUAAUCUCACCCAUCAGAAUGACUCCUUGCUCCGCUGUGAGGUAAAAGCGAGCUGUGACCCUGCCUUGGUUUUGUCCAUUUUCCGUGACGGAGUCAAGCUCCAAAGUGUCAACAGAGAUCCACGCUGUGCUGCUGCAGCUCAGCUCCCUGUCACGCUGUCAGAGAGCGUGUGUGGGAAGGGCGGGGGAAAGUAUGAGUGUCAGCUGCACCUGAACCAAAACCUGAUAACCAAAAGCAGCUUCUAUUACAAUCCACCAGGUAAAUAUCUCUCUCAGUUCAAUUCUGGUAAAAACAAAUUCAGUCCUCACCAUCAAUAACUCAUUUUACAUUUUAACAUAUGACCCAGCAGAUAAGGAGUAGAUGAAAAGCUGCCUUAAAUAUCUUGAUGCAAAUCCUGUCUUUGCCCUGUCACUCUGAAAGUUCAGUUUGUUGUGUCACACAUGUCCCGCAGACUCCCACAGCCUCAGCCUUUAACUUUUCUCAAAGUUUGUGUUGAUCUGUUUUUUCCUCAGUGACUGAAGACAAAAAUGUCUCAAUCACAGCUUCACCAACCGUCUCUGGUGGGUCCCUCCUACACAGUGUCAAACGUUCAGUUUUAUGUGGUGCAGAAAAAAUCCUACACAAAGCCAGAUGGUGUUUUUGUUUAGAUUUCAUCUGAUCUAAGUCCAGGAUUGCUUGUUUAUUUAUUUUUUUCUUUCAGUUCCAGAGCCCUGGUUCUUGUACGGAUCACUCCUUCUGGUUCCUAUCAUCUUCUUGCUGGUAUUAAUUACAGCCUAUUUGUGCAGAUGCUAAGAGUGUCAAGAUCUGGCCACCCACAAGGACGUUUUUGUGACCUAUAUCCUGAAAAAGACUCCUUUUUUUGACUACUGCCUCUUGUGAUUAAUUUAGGGCAAAUUUUCACAAUGUAUGUCUAUAACUGAUGAAUAACUGUCAGUAGUCUUGUUUCAUUCAUUUUGCUGCUAUCUUCUAGUGUUGAUUCUGUGUUUUGGUGUCCUAAGAUGGGGUUGCUCUUCUCUAUGAGAACAUCUGAGACUCCCUGUGAUGAAAGUUUUGAUUUCUGUUACAUAAACUUUAUGUACAGUUUCCUCCUGCACCAAAAAAGUGUAAAUUUGUGCUUCUGUUUAUAGUUUAUCCCCGCCUCACGAUUCAUGAUUUUUGACGCUCUGUCUCCAUCUAGUGGUUACAGGGGGAACAGCAUACAAGGGAAUCCAACUCAGAGAAUCCGAAAUAUAAUAGAAAUGUGGACACCAUUUGAUAGCUAUAUUGAGAAUGGAGAUAUAGAAGGGCUUCUACGUGAUGAAAAACACUGAAUGAAAAAAGUUAAAUGGCUUGUUGAUUGUUCCAAAAAAGGAAAAAAUUAAUAAAUAAAAGGAUGUUCAGACGUGCACAAAGAUCUUGACAAACCCCUGAAGUUAAAAUUUAUCCCAAACAAGGAAUUAUUGAUUGUAAAAAGUACUUCUUUGUUAUGUUCUGUGCAUUCUUUCAGUUUUAGAAGAGAUUAGUGUUUGUGUGUGUGUGUUUUUUUUUUUCUUUGGGGGGGGGGGGUGACUUUUGUAAUACACAAUUGCAUGAAAAAACUGUCAACAUAAUGUGAAAUGAAAGUCAAUCAGUAUAGUAUUUUAAAAAAAGCAACUGUAUCGGUUCACAAAGUGUAAAAAUUACAGGGAUUAUUAUUUCAGUUACAGAUAGUAAAGCUUUAUACAUGCAAAGACAAAGGUGACCGAACCGUAACUACUUUAAAAACAGAAAACAAACUCUUUUUUCUCCAGUAAUCAGAAGUAGAAUCAUGUGGUAUUUGCUGACAUUACUAAAACCUUUAUAAAAUGCAGAUAUGAUCAUUUUUCUGUCAAAUACAGUGUGAAAACCUGUCAAAAAAGUAUAAACGUAUAAUUAAAAAUAUCAUCUGAUGGUGCAUUUAUUCUGCUGCUUUUCUACACUAAAGAUAAUUUUCAGCAUGUAUUGAAUAAAUUCAAACAAACUUCUUAA